Pangasianodon hypophthalmus (striped catfish) is the source of this 3434-nucleotide messenger RNA. RefSeq names its product transmembrane serine protease 15 (gene tmprss15). Gene Ontology annotation, cellular component: membrane. Gene Ontology annotation, molecular function: protein binding; serine-type endopeptidase activity. NCBI's taxonomy places the organism in Eukaryota, Metazoa, Chordata, Actinopteri, Siluriformes, Pangasiidae. The transcript has 25 exons. The record is from RefSeq and is a predicted model, not a curated record. Gene Ontology annotation, biological process: proteolysis. Bases 127 to 3234 code for a protein of 1035 amino acids.
CACUGAAACUCGUUCUAUUUAAAGGAGGAAGAACGCAACGUGCAUCAGAUUUGUGUUCAGUGUUAGAGUGAGGAAGUGUGAAUGAGACGCAGAGAGACGUUCCAGCGAGUCGACGAGUGAAGAGCCAUGUGCAGGAAGACGAAGAGGACGACGCCGUGUUCCUCUGUGGAGGUUCUGCUGAGCACCGUGACCGUGCUCUUGUUUACGGUGUGUAUCGGGCUCAUCGUCGUGACCUCGUUAGCGCUCCAAUCAGGUAACGAAGGACAAACAGGAAGCAGCAAUUCUUCGUUCAGUGGAACUCUGACCAUCUCAGAGGGAGCGAGUUUCACUGAGGAGCUCAGGAACAGGAGCAGCGUGCAUUUUAAAGCUCUGGCCUUUGAUACGGAGCUUCUGAUCGCAGACGCGUAUGAGCUCAGCUCAUUAAACACACAGUUCAGGAGCUGCAGAGUGACCGACUUCAGUCAGGGCAGUGUGGUCGUACACUUCACCCUGCUGUUCGAGGAUGUUGUGGGAGUAACAACGGUGCAGGAGCAGUUAAUCUCCGGUUUACAGAAUAUUCCAGACUCAACGCUUGUCAUAAACAGCAGCAGCAUUCACGUCACAGACACUUCCACCACACAGACUCCCCCUACAACUACACCUGAACCAGUAGCAUGUCCUAAUGGACAGAGAUUGUGCAGAGACAAUGUGACGUGUGUUCCUACAACCCAUUUCUGUGACGGAGUAGCGAACUGUCCUGACGCCUCCGACGAGUCUCACAGCACCUGUGCGACGGUGUGUGAUGGACAGUUCCUCCUGCUGGGGCCGAGUGGAUCUUUCCACAGUGAUAAUUUCCCCCAGGAUUAUGACAGUGGUACAGUCUGCCGCUGGAUCAUACGUGUUGAUGAAGGUCUGAGCAUAAAGAUCGACUUCGUGACUUUUGAUACGGAGCAAGAAUUCGAUGUUCUGAAUGUGUAUGAGGGAACAGGAACUGCGAAAACACUGCUGUACUCGCUGUCAGGUUCGUCUCCUGGAAUUGUUUGGAUUAUUUCCCACGAGGCCACAGUGAUGUUCGUAUCUGAUGUCAUGAACAACCAGCGAGGCUUUAAUGCCACGUACCAAGCGGAGAACCUCACACACCUCAGCAAUGAGGUGAAGAUAAACUGCUCGUUUGAGGAGGGGUUCUGUUUCUGGAGACACGACCUCGAUGGUGAUGGAGAGUGGAUGAGGAAGAACGGAACUUCUUUUCCUUUUCUGAACGGGCCGAGCUUCGACCACACGUUCGCUAACGAGUCCGGGUACUACAUCAUAACGCCGGUGAGUCCCGGGAGCUGGGAGAAGAUUUUCCGUCUCCGCAGCCUCCCGUUGGAUCCCGCAGCAGAAGCGAUGUGUUUGAGAUUCUGGUAUCACAUGUACGGCGAGGAGGCCCGGAGUCUGAGGGUAAGCGCAGAGAGAGACUCGAACGUCACACUCCUCUUCCAGAAAGAGGGAAACUACGGAAACAACUGGAACUACGGACAAAUAACCAUAAACGACACGACAAAUCAAACAAUCGUAUUUGAAGCGCGAAAGACUGGAGGCACGAGGAACAAUAUUGCACUGGAUGACCUCAGCAUGACCUCUGGGCCGUGUGGACCAGCACCACCGGACCCGACCACCGUCCCGGUCCUGACCACGCCUCCUCCAGGCCCGGCUGAUUGUGGAGGUCCGUUUGACCUUUACGAACCAAACACGACCUUCAGCUCACCAAAUUAUCCUCACGGCUACAGACCUGGUGCAUCAUGUUUGUGGAUUUUACACGCUAAACCAGGACAAAAUAUCCAACUGCAUUUCCAGGAUUUCUCUCUAGAGGUAGGGUACGACGUGGUGGAGGUUCGCAACGGAGUCGAGCCGCAUUCGACUUUACUGAGUGUGUUAACGGGCGAACGGCAUUUUCCUGACCUUUUCUCCACGACCUCUGAGAUGACGGUGAUGUUUUUCUCCGAUUCUUCCGGAAGUGAUCGUGGAUUUCUCGCUAAUUUCAGCACAGGCUUCAACCUCGGCCAGCCAGAGGCGUGUCAGGCUGAUGAGUAUCAGUGCAGAUCCGGAGUGUGUGUCGCCGCUGCCAGUGUGUGUGACGGCGUCAGUAACUGCCCCGACGCUUCAGACGAGGCAAACUGUGUGCAUUUAACAGGAGCAGAUUUUCCCGGAGCUCCUCGUUUGAAGAUUGAGAUUCAGAGGCGUCUCUACACGGCGUGUUCCUCCGACUGGAGCUCUCACGCCUCCGGAUACUUCUGCAGAUACUUAGGCUACAGAUCAGGAAACGCGUCGUUCGUGUCUGCUCUGGGGGAAGAAGCUCCGUUCGUCAUUGUGUCUCAGGCUGCUGACGGCUCAGUGGAUGUGAAACCCAGUGAAAAAUGUCCCAGUGAGAAGGUCGUAUCGCUCCACUGCGAUAACCAACCGUGUGGAAAGCGGAAGGUGGUAAUAAACACAGAGUCGGGCUCGUCCGGGAGAGAAACGAGUGAAGGUGUGGAAGGGAGGAUUGUGGGAGGAGAGGACGCGGUGAAGGGGGCGUGGCCGUGGAUCGCCUCGUUACGCUGGACAGGACGAAGCGUCUGUGGAGCCACGUUAAUCGACUCGCAGUGGCUCGUUACGGCCGCGCACUGCGUUUACGGGAAGAACAUUCACCUGUCCAACUGGAACGUGAUUUUGGGUCUUCAUGCUCAGUACGAGUCCGACACUUCAGACAGACAAAAUCAUAAAAUCGACCAGAUUAUCAUGAACCAGAACUACAACAAAAGAACGAAAGACUCAGAUAUCGCACUCAUACACUUACAGAACAAAGUCAACUUCACAGAUUACAUCCAGCCGAUCUGCCUGCCGGAGUCCGAUCAGCAGUUUGCAGCAGGAAGAAAGUGUGUGAUCGCAGGCUGGGGCACAUUAACUGAAGGAGGUGUUGUAGCUGAUGUAUUACAGCAGGCCGUGUUGCCCCUCAUUAAUAACAGCGAGUGUCAGGCGAGACUUCCUGAAUAUAACAUCACUGAACGGAUGGUGUGUGCGGGAUACCCUGAGGGCGGAAUCGACACCUGUCAGGGUGACUCUGGAGGGCCGUUGAUGUGCGAGGAGGAUGGAUUCUGGGUUUUGGUGGGUGUGACGUCGUUCGGCGUGGGCUGCGCUCGACCUGGACGUCCCGGAGUUUACGCACUGCUCUCACAGUUCACAGACUGGAUACUGGAAACUCGACGUCUGUACGCACACUGGGACGGAGCGAGAUGAGGACAUAGUGGCAGGGACGUUGAAAAUAUUGUUAAUUUCUAAAUAGUAUAUUGUUAUUUUUCAGAUGUAAUCUUGACAUUCACGCUAAUGUUCAAAUCUCACUUGUGUUCAUUAAGUUCUCAGUUCAUUAAAGAACAGCAAAUAAUAGAACCCAAAGCUACUCUGAUCAGGUGAUGACUGUUUUAUUAUUUACGCUUGUA